UGGGGGAGGGAGUAGCAGCUCUCCUGCGGAAGUGAGCAGGAUGUGGGUGACAGGAAGAGAAACAUAUGCCUCGAUGCAAUCCCAGCCAUUGAUUCGGUGCAAAGUCGCAGCAGCUUCAUUCGCCUCACUGAAAAUGCUAUCGUCCUCAUCAACCCUAAAAAGCCCUAACCCUAGCUUCCACUGCACUACCAUAGCCACCUCAAUUGUAACUCCUAAAACCCCAAACCUCACCCUUUCUUCAAACCAUACUAUCUCUCUCUCCAACCCACGCUUCUCUCCUCAGAGCAUGACCCCCGUCAAGUGCUUCUCUGCAACUGUUAACCCCAUCGCCGGUUUCAAAACACCCGAGUCGAGAGACGCGGAGAGCGAGGCGAGUGAGUCGACUCAACAGCCUCUCGUGGUGGUAUCCUUUUACAAGUUCGCUGAUUUCCCUGACCACGCUGAUUUGAGGAAACCUCUGAAGGACCUCUGUCAGAAAUUGCGUGUUUCAGGUGGUAUAAUUCUUGCUCCAGAAGGUAUUAAUGGCAGCAUAUGUGGGACCCGUGAGUCAGUGGAGGAAGUUAUGGAAUUCAUUCAGAUUGAUAAAAGGCUCAAGGGGCUCAGACGAGUGGAGUCACCUGUUAGCCCUGAGGAAGAAGCUAUACAUCAUGGACACAGUAGCAGUUCUCCUCUUGCAGCAGGCGAAGAUACACCCUUUCGAUGGGAUCAUGUGAGGGUCAAAUUGAAGAAAGAGAUUGUUUCUCUGGGCAUGCCUGCUGUAUCACCAAUUGAAAGAGUGGGAAAAUAUGUCAACCCAAAGGAUUGGAAUAUGCUGAUUAGUGACCCAGAUACGGUGGUGAUUGAUGUGCGCAACGACUAUGAAACUAGAAUUGGGAGGUUCAAAGGAGCAGUUGAUCCGUGUACAACAGCUUUCCGGAAGUUCCCAUCUUGGGUUGACGAUCAGUUCCAACAUGGUGAACUAGAAGCUCAGUUGGAGUGUGAUGAUUUAGAUGAAAGCAAACAUCCUAAUCUAGAGAAUCAAGGACGGAAAGCGCCACCCCGGGUUGCAAUGUAUUGCACAGGAGGGAUCCGAUGUGAGAAAGCUUCAAGUUUUCUCCUCGGCAAAGGUUUCAAAGAGGUUUAUCAUCUCGAAGGCGGUAUUCUUAAAUACCUGGAGGAAGUCCCAAAGACAGAGAGCCUAUGGGAGGGGGAGUGCUUUGUGUUUGACAAGCGAGUCUCGGUUGACCACGGAUUGGUACAAGGAACAUUCAAGCUCUGCUACGGGUGCAAGCAACCGGUGAGCGAUGCUGACAUGGAAGCUCCAGAGUGGGAGCGCGGAGUUACUUGCCCAUACUGUUACUCUUCAAAAUCUGAAGAGGAGAAAGAGAGGGCAAGAGCUAGACAAAGGCAGUUUCAGACGUGGGGCAUUAUUGGUGGUCCGGACAAGGGUCGUCGGCCAACAAAAACAAGUGAUGACAUUUCUCGUGUCACCCCGAUGUCUAAAUCCCUGUAGUUGCGAACAAUAUACGAACAGAGUGGAUUUUUUUCUUUCAUGUUUUGACAGAUGCUUACGGGCACAAUGUCUUUUUCUCUUGUUCUCCUGACUGUUGUAUUCCCUCUUAUUAAGGGGAGUGGUAACUCGGGGCAUUUGCUACAAUGGUGAAUGGCUUUAAAUUGUACCCUCUA
This is a messenger RNA of Rhododendron vialii, 1665 nucleotides long. RefSeq names its product rhodanese-like domain-containing protein 7. The transcript has 5 exons. Bases 41 to 1492 code for a protein of 483 amino acids. NCBI's taxonomy places the organism in Eukaryota, Viridiplantae, Streptophyta, Magnoliopsida, Ericales, Ericaceae. The record is from RefSeq and is a predicted model, not a curated record.